Gaeumannomyces tritici R3-111a-1 is the source of this 1898-nucleotide messenger RNA. RefSeq lists its product as hypothetical. The coding region runs from base 113 to 1441 and encodes 442 amino acids. Lineage: Eukaryota; Fungi; Ascomycota; Sordariomycetes; Magnaporthales; Magnaporthaceae. The record is from RefSeq and is a predicted model, not a curated record. The transcript has a single exon.
GGCUGUUUCACAAUUUGGUCGAGCUUCCCCGUUUGAGGGCUGUUAAUAGGGUUCCUUUUGGCCUCGUCUAGGCUUCGGUUUUGCUCUCUUCAUCAUCAGCAUCAUCACCAACAUGGCGUGCCACCAAUCUCACAACAUUCCGUGGUCCACGCUCGCCUCCCACUUUCGAUAUUCGCCAUGCAUUCGCUAUUACGACGGCCGGGCCGACCUGGUCCCUAAGUUCAAGGAAAGCCAGGGCAAAGAGAUUCACUAUUUCCUUGGCGCCCUCGCUAAGACCAUUGCAGCGCACGCUGUCGAUGAGCUUGCCCGCCACCCCGAGAGGGUCGAGCCGUUGCAACCAGAAGCCACAAUCCUGAGCAGCAAUGUGGUCAAGCGUAUCACGCCUUCCCUUCUCCAUAUCACCAAGGAUUUGACGAUACACGGAUAUUCGGCUUCUGCUCCCGAGGAGCUUGGACGCCUGCAUUCCAAGCUUACCAAAACCAAUGCCUACCUCCACGCACGAGCACACUCUCCCUGGAACGCGUGGGACGGGCCGGAAGCCUUCGCCAGCAUCGAGAUCUUCAAACUGCUCAUUAUCUACGGCGAGAUGGAUACGCUGCAGCACAUUUGUCAGCACCCACAGGCCGCCUGGACUGAGUGCUGGGAUAGGCACCGCGAUUCGUUCGGCGACCAGAACACGUGCGGCUGGGCCUUCGUGCCGCGCCUCGCGCUCAAGGCCUACCUCGGCCUGAACCUGAUCCUCUGCUUCCCCGCGCUGUGGGACAACGGUAGCGGCCGGUCGGGCGAAUCGGAUUACCGCAGAACCGCUUGCUACCAGCGCACGGUCCGCGACUGCACAAAGGCUGAGCUCUCGCAUAACAUCGCCGCCCUCCCGCACCGCCAGUUUUUCGGCGUCCCGGAGAAGCAGUUCGGGUGGUAUGCCAUAUCCCGCCAGGACAGGAAGCACGCGUACCUUUUCGACAAAGACGUUGUUAAAGGCGGCUAUCCGUACGGUGUGCUGCCUUAUAUGGACUUUCUUGGGCUCGAAACCGAGGUGGUGCACAUGCCCAGCGUUUCGGACGUCAUGCAUGUCCGCUGGUGCCUGUGCAGCCUGGCCCUGCCGACGGAGCUGGUGACGGAAAUUAUGGACCUGGCAGGGUACCGGCCGGCGAGGCGGCUCCAGGUCCCCCACGAUCCGCUGCACCCGGCCAACCGGAAGGAGCUACGUCGGUACCUCAACUUUUGCUUCAGGAUACUGGUCCGGUGCGAUGUCAUGAGCAGGUGGCUCGACGGCGAGAUACCCUGGGACAGGCUUGCGGCGGAGGCACUGGUCGACCUGCUGGGCGACGGCGAGAGCCGACACACCGCCAAGCACGGGAGGCGCUUCUUCGAAAGGACGUACCCGGUUCCGGAGAGGGAAGGCUUCACAACGCUGGAUGUCCAUGACAUUACCUUCUUGUAGGAGCAUGAUAUAGGCAUGGUGCACUAGGUAGCGAUUCGCGCCUCCUAGAGGGAUCGCGACGUACAAGCUCCGUGUUCUACCUCCGGCUUAUUUGGAGAAAGCUCAGCCUAACGCGGGCGGCAACCGAGGCAAGAACUUUCCGGGAUUAGGAGGUCCCCAAGGUAGUCGCUGAUAAAUCGACGAAACAACAAGUACCGAAAGGAAAGAACGCGCGAAUCCUUGGGUAGCGGGAAGACGGGACUGCCGGGUUGUCGCCCCCUCCGCGAGAUUUUCAGUAGUUUUGUACCAGAGCCGGUUAUUACCGCUUGGGAAAGGGCGAGAACACCCUCCCACUCCCCAAGGAAAAACAAGCAUGAACCAAUGCAUUCUUUUCGGCAGCAAUGCUCAUCGGGCUGACGACUGCCCCGCCUCCUCCUCCUCCUUCCAUUUAAGACGAUCCCAGCGGGGGCUUGAGGGG